AUGAAGUUUGAGAAUGUGCUGGCAGAGGUAAAUGGCUAUGGGAAAUUCCAGUUAGGUAUGAUCGUCAUGAUGGUAAUUCCUCGUGUGACUUUGCCAUUUCACUUUCUACUGAACAAUUUCAUAGCGGCUGUUCCCUCUCACCACUGCGACAUCGGCUCUCUGGACGAUGGAGGUAUUUUUAGGAAUUUAUCGCAGGAACAGAGGCUUGUUGUUGGCAUUCCAGUCCAGGAGGAUGGGACUCCGAGCUCCUGUCACAUGUUCACAGAGCCUCAGUAUCAUCUGCUGCUCAACUACUCCAACGUUACUGACCUACCCACAGUGCCGUGCCAGAAUGGAUGGGUGUACGAUAACACAACCUUCAAGUCCACUCUGGCCACAGAGUGGGAUCUGGUUUGUGAUAAGAAAACAAUCAACAGAGCCACAACCACAAUCUUUUUCAUUGGAGUCAUGUUUGGAGCAGCAGUAUUUGGAUAUCUUAGUGACAGGUUUGGCAGGAAAAAAACAAUUCUGGUGUCCUACAUGACGACCACACUCUUUGGAUUUGCAAGCGCUUUCUCAUAUAAUUUCACCAUUUUUGCUGUCAUGAGGUUCUUUACUGGAUUUGGAAUUUCUGGAAUAAGUAUAAUCACCACUGUCCUUUGCAUUGAAUGGGUGGACAUCAAGCAUCGAACUGCAGUGGGCGUUUUAAUGAGCUUGGACUGGAGUAUUUCUAGUGCUCUGCUACCUUUCAUUGCUUAUUUUGUGAAUGACUGGAGGUACCUGACUGCCACAGCAACCACGCCACUGUUCCUGGCGAUGAUUUGUUGGAGGUGGCUCCCUGAGUCUGCCAGGUGGCUUAUAAGCAAUGGAAAGCUCAAAAGUGCUCAUUUUUACCUGAGCAAGUGCGCAAAGGUCAACAACAGAGAGCAGUUCCUGGCUGACCUAAAGCCCGAAAUUCUAUCCAAAGUAAUACUUGUAGAAAAUGAAAACAGAAAAUAUUCUUAUUUGGAUCUUGUGAAGACUCCUAGAAUGAGGAGACUGGCUGUACUUACUGGCAUUGUGUGGUUUGGAGUAGCCUGUACUUAUUAUGGAAUCAGCUUGAAUGUCACUGGAUUUGGUGUUAACAUUUAUCUCACACAGUUCAUCUACGGUGCAAUUGAAAUCCCAGCAAAAGCAUUGAUCUUUAUCAGCUUGAACAAAAUAGGUCGAAGGUUGAAUCAGGCUGGAACACUUGUUCUGACCGGACUGUGUAUAUUCUGCAACAUAUUUAUCCCUAAAGAAAUGCGGGUCUUUCGGACCACAGUAGGAGCUCUUGGCAAGCUUUUUGCAGAGGGAGCUUUUACUACUGUAUUUCUGUACACAACGGAGCUCUACCCCACAGUAAUGAGACAAAAUGGAUUGGGCUAUAGCUCCUUUAUGGGGCGUUUAGGCGUUUCUGUGUCCCCCCUGAUCUUGCUUCUUGAAGAAGUGUGGCUCCCUCUGUCGAGUACUGUUUUCUUCAUAGUGGCUUUUGGCGGAGGGCUAUCAGCUUCUUUUCUUCCUGAGACUCAAAAUGUCCGCCUACCAGAGACUAUUGAGGACGUGGAACAGACGAGAAGACGAUCAAGCUCCACAUCUGAUGAGAAAUCUCUGCCUUAAAUGUUUUCUUCAUUGCAACCAAAAGGCCUGCAUGGGCACUUUGCAACGUAAACAAUCUGUAAACAAAAUAUUAAUAUAUCAU
Messenger RNA from Xiphias gladius (swordfish), 1699 nucleotides. Its product is annotated as solute carrier family 22 member 7-like. Gene Ontology annotation, biological process: transmembrane transport. The transcript has 10 exons. Gene Ontology annotation, molecular function: transmembrane transporter activity. NCBI's taxonomy places the organism in Eukaryota, Metazoa, Chordata, Actinopteri, Istiophoriformes, Xiphiidae. The record is from RefSeq and is a predicted model, not a curated record. Bases 1 to 1617 code for a protein of 538 amino acids. Gene Ontology annotation, cellular component: membrane.